GUUUUCUUUUGUAAAUCCGAAGUUUGAUCCGGGAGCUGGGGACCUCGGAGACGGAGCGGCGGCGGUGACGGAGGCGGAGAGGCGGGAGGAGAGGCGGGAGAGAGGCGGAGUCUGGAAAUGGCGGCCACCAUGAAGAAAACGGCAGUAGAAGAUGUUAAUGUUACCUUUGAAGAUCAACAGAAAAUUAACAAAUUUGCAAGAAAUAAUAACAGGCUCAUUGAAUUUCGGGAAGAAAUAGAACUGAAAAAGAAACAGCUACAGAACUUAGAAGAUGCAUCCGAUGAUAUCAUGAUGCUUGAUGAAGAUGCUGUGCUGGUGCCGUACCAAAUUGGAGAAGUAUUUAUUAGUCACUCCCAGGAUGAGACACAGGAAAUGCUGGAGGCUGCAAAGCAAAGUCUUCAAGAAGAGAUCCAGGCUUUACAGUCUCGUGUAGAAGCCAUUCAGCAAAUGUUAUCCGAUCUUAAAGUUCAGCUCUAUGCAAAAUUUGGAAACAACAUUAACCUUGAAGCAGAUGACAACUGAGCUGUUUAUUUUUACCAGUCACAUCUCAUUCAGUUGAAUGAUUAACUUUUCAGAUUGGACAGCUAUUGCAGUUUGUUUUAGGAAAUGGCAAUAUAAAAAAAAGUCAUCAUUUUGUUAAUUAUUAUGGGACUAUCUUUUAACAUUUUUUGAUCUACAGCCCCAUUUAUUUGAUAGAAAUUUUUUUUAUACUUGCUUGCACUCGUUAUUUAUUUGUUACGGUGAUUUCACACUUUUGAAAUGUCUGUAAAACAUUUAGAUUUGAAAUCCUGUAUUAGAAAAAACAACACGUUCAUCUACAGCAUUCAAACUCAAGUCUGUUAUUUUGAAUGCAGUAUUAUAUGCAGACGGUGUCCAUUCUAGUCAACCUGCACAAUCCACCUUCCCAAUAAAAGAAUUAAGUUGUCACAAUGUUAAAGUCUGUGUAUUUGAGCAUAAUUGAAUUCCUUGAUUUAUUAUAAUAUCAUAAUUUGAUGUGGGUAUGUUAUGAUCAUUGAAACUUUAACAUUUAUGGAGAAGAAGAAUUAAAAAUCUUGAAU
Molecule: messenger RNA, 1058 nt
Organism: Leucoraja erinaceus (little skate)
Lineage: Eukaryota; Metazoa; Chordata; Chondrichthyes; Rajiformes; Rajidae
Gene: pfdn4
Product: prefoldin subunit 4
Exons: 4
Coding region: 118-522 (134 amino acids)
Biological process (GO): protein folding
Cellular component (GO): prefoldin complex; cytoplasm
Source: RefSeq, a predicted model, not a curated record